Messenger RNA from Clunio marinus, 525 nucleotides. Lineage: Eukaryota; Metazoa; Arthropoda; Insecta; Diptera; Chironomidae. The record is from the annotation of a GenBank genome assembly.
AUGGAAUUGAAUAAAAUUCUAACUAUCUUGGUUUUUUCUUUGUUCUUAACAGCUAGUUCUGGAACUCAUCUCGCAGAAAAAUGUAAGGAAUGCAGGGACUGCGAUGCACUCCAAAGUAAAGUAAGAGAAUUGAAUGUUGAAUUGGGCAAUAUUCGUGAAGACAAUGACGCUGCUUUGAAUAGAAUUAUGUCGAGUGAUGACAUGGCCAAAUUUAUUCGUUACCGACAAAACGCGGAAGAUAGCGGCAAUUCAGAUCCAACGGAAUUAGGAGAAAUGAGGAAAAUUGUAAAUGCUUACUAUGAAAGCGAUCCAAGUUCUGAAGCGUGGCAGAUGAUAGCUAGAAACACCGCACGAACAGAUGAGAUAGAAGAAUCAUUUAAAGACAUGAUGAAUGAUUCUGCAUUAGCUGGUAACGUGUGUUAUCCUUGCAAUGGAUUGAGUCCAUUUAGUUUCAAAAUCAGAUUCAAAUUUAAAGUCAAAUGUUGUCCACUUGUCAUCGAAGUUGGAAUCGAGAUUGAAUUCUAA